AUGGGCUCCUUAUCUGCCGGCCUCGAGACUGGCCCAGGGAUGACACCCUUCUUCAAACAGCCGCUACUGGCCAGCGUUUGUGGAAAGAAGAGGCAGGCGCCAGGCGGGGCCCAUCGCCGGGGGUUUGACCUGCGCUCGGUCGGUGGCUGCUUUGGGCGGCCCCAUCCAAUCCAUCGCCCUGACUCGAUUAAGCGUAAGAGGAAGCAUCAGCUCCUGAGUUCCUUCGGGGCCCACCCCCGGCUCCCCAACUGGGGCCUUCCACGGCGACACGCAGUGUACUACAUACCCCUCACCACUGCCUUCGUGUCCUCUACAGUUCAGGCCCACCGUGGCCUCCUGGCUGUUGCUCACAGCAUUUCACUGGCUGCCCCGCCCCCGGAAUGCUCUCCCUCCUCAUCCCCACCGCUGGCUUCCUUCUUCAAGAAGCCUCUUCUGGUCCCCCUUGUUGCUGGUGUCCUCCCCGCCGAGUCCCUCCAAUUCAGCCCGUCUGCAGCACAUCCGGAGCAGGGGAUUAUUGUUGACUUGGGGCUGGAGACCUUAGAAGCAACUGAAUUCAAAUUCUCUUAUACAGAUGAGAUGACUAAGGCAACAGGAUGCUUCCUGCAGAACAACAAUCUCCACUCCGUUGCCCCUGGGGCUUUUACUGGCUUAUCCCAGCUAAGAAAGCUGUUCCUGAGUCACAAUCGAAUCCACUCCCUUCCUCCAAGACUCUUCCAGGACCUCUUCCAGCUGGAGUGGCUGAUGCUGGACAACAACCAGAUCACCGACUUGGCGCCCGAUACUUUCCUGGGGCUGAAGUCCCUGUACUUUCUAGUCCUUCGGGGUAACUUGAUCAAAGCGAUUCAGGAAGGGACCUUUGCCAAUCUGCCUCAACUGGUAGAACUAGACAUCUCCAACAACCUCCUGAUGGAAGCGCCUCCAUCCAUGUACCAGGGCCUCCAGGACCUCCAGAUGCUGAACAUCUCUGCCAACCCUCUGAAAGAGCUCCCUGUGGACCACUUUGACAGUCUCCCCUAUCUGCAGUCACUGAGCAUGGAGGGCAUGGAGAUCUCCAACAUUGAGAACCGAAUGUUCCAGAAGCUGACCAACCUGUCCUACGUUUACUUCGACCACUUCCAGUACUGUAGCUACGUUCCCCACGUGCGCAGCUGCCAGCCCAACACGGACGGCAUCUCUUCCCUGGAGAACCUCCUGGCCAAUCUGAUCCUUCGGAUCUUUGUCUGGGUCAUCGCCUGCGCCACCUGCUUGGGCAACCUGUUUGUGGUGUGCAUGCGCUCCCUCAUUGUGCCCGAGAACUUCCAGCACGCCAUGGCCAUCAAAUGCCUGUGCUGCGCUGACUUCCUCAUGGGCGUUUAUCUGUUCUUCAUCGGUGCCUCUGACUUGCGCUAUGCGGGCGAGUACAACAAGCAUGCCCAGGCCUGGAUGGCCAGCCCGCAGUGCCAGGCUGGGGGGUGCCUAGCCAUGCUGUCCUCGGAGGUUUCUGUGCUGCUGCUCACCUACAUGACACUUGAGAAGUAUGUGGGCAUCGUCUUCCCUUUCAGCCACUACCGGGCUGGCCGCCGGCAGACCCUGGCCACCUUGGUGGGCAUCUGGCUGGUGGGCUUCAUCAUCGCCGUGGUGCCCUUCUGGAGCCGAGGCCCCUUUGGCAACUACUAUGGCACCAAUGGGGUGUGCUUCCCUCUUCACUUUGAUACCUCUGAGAGUGCUAUGGCCCAGCACUACUCCACUGCCAUCUUUCUAGGGGUCAACCUGAUCGCAUUCAUCACCAUGGUGGUGGCCUAUAGCAGCAUGUUCCACGCUGUCCGGGUCUCCCGUGCCCGCUCGGCACAGCACCUUUCCCGGGAGGUCUCCAUUGCCAAGCGCUUUUUCUUCAUUGUCUUUACGGAUGCCCUGUGCUGGCUGCCCAUCUUCCUCCUGAAGCUGCUGUCGCUGCUGCAGCUGGAAAUCCCAGGUGCCGUUACCUCCUGGGUGGUUAUCUUCAUUCUGCCCAUCAACAGCGCCCUGAACCCCGUCCUCUACACCAUCACCACGUCCCCCUUCCAGGAGAGACUAAAGCAGUGUCUGCAACGAGAGGGUCGUUCCGUCCCCUCCUCCCAGUCUGCUGGCCCAAGCUUCACCCUGGUGCCCCUCCAAGCCACUAGUGCCAGAGACCUGCUGGACACGGUGGACCAGGGCACCGAGAGAACUGUCUUUGGGCCCCAGGACUAA
Molecule: messenger RNA, 2208 nt
Organism: Gracilinanus agilis (Agile Gracile Mouse Opossum)
Lineage: Eukaryota; Metazoa; Chordata; Mammalia; Didelphimorphia; Didelphidae
Product: relaxin receptor 1-like
Exons: 15
Coding region: 1-2208 (735 amino acids)
Biological process (GO): G protein-coupled receptor signaling pathway
Cellular component (GO): membrane
Molecular function (GO): G protein-coupled receptor activity; protein binding
Source: RefSeq, a predicted model, not a curated record